AAUCCAGUGAUCAUUCUCUUUAAUCCUCAUCUUUCUUCUCCAGCAAACAACACCCCUCACCCCCUCUCUCUGUCUGUAUAUCUAUAUUUAUAUAUAUCUGUAGAUAUAUUAUUAUUAUCAUCAUCAUGUACCCUAAAGGCAUGGGUAUAUGAGAAUAAAGAGAUAAAACCAAACAUCAACAACUCCACUUGAUCGAAGCAGAAGUAGAAGCAAAAGGUAUCACCAAGAAUCCUAAUAAUUACAAUGGGAAGAGCACCUUGCUGUGACAAAGCCAACGUCAAAAGAGGACCUUGGUCACCUGAAGAAGAUGCCAAACUCAAGUCUUACAUUGAAGAACAUGGCACCGGAGGCAACUGGAUUGCUCUACCUCACAAAAUCGGACUCAAAAGGUGUGGCAAGAGUUGUCGCCUUAGAUGGUUAAAUUAUCUUCGCCCAAACAUAAAGCAUGGAUCUUUCUCCGAAGAAGAAGAUCACAUCAUUUGCACCCUAUAUCUUAGUAUUGGAAGCCGGUGGUCUAUCAUCGCAGCACAAUUACCUGGAAGAACUGAUAAUGAUAUAAAAAACUACUGGAACACGAGGCUAAAGAAAAAGCUUUUGGGAAAGCAGCGUAAAGAUCAACAAUCGUCAAAGAGAGGUGCGCAAGUCAAGCAAGAAAUGAAGAGAGAGGUGUUUGAGGAGUUAAAGGCACCAUCUUUAUGCAUGAGCAUGAAUCUUUAUCAAUCAUACUGGCCUUCAGAAUUCCCUUUGAUUCUCACAAACCCUGAUCAACUUCAUCAAGAACUUCAUGUCAAAAACCAAGUUCCCAAUUUCAACCAAUACCCUUUUGACACAACCUCAAACCAAGCCGAAAUGUUCCACCAGAACUGUGAAAAACCUAUCUCUACUACCGCUUAUCAUCCCCAGUUGGCAAACACACACUAUUAUCCAAAUGGGGAUGGAAUAAACCUGUUUCAAGAAUUUAACAAUUACCCGUAUGAGAUCAAUGAAUUGGUUUACAACACCACACAAUUAGACCAGUUUGAUGGGUUGGUAGGGGGUUUGGAUAAUCUCAUUAAUGGAAGCAAUUGUACAAGUUCUUCUGCAGAAAGUACACCUAGCUGGGGUGAAACUCUUGUAUGCGCUCCUCCUCAAAUGGCCUAUGAAGAUUGCCGACGUGAGGUAAUGCAAAAUUGUCAUCGUGAUCAGCAGCCUAGUCGGUUUCAGUAAGAGUUUAGGGAGGGUACAAAUUAGCAUGCGGUAAGUGUUGACAUCGAAUCUAUUUGAGGACAAAUCGUUGUGGCAUUUUCAUGGGGUAUUUAUUUAAUUUGUUUUUCUUAAUUCACUAUCACUUUCAUUCUGAUUUACUGAGAUUUCUUAGUUUAUCCAUU
This is a messenger RNA of Lactuca virosa, 1367 nucleotides long. NCBI's taxonomy places the organism in Eukaryota, Viridiplantae, Streptophyta, Magnoliopsida, Asterales, Asteraceae. The record is from the annotation of a GenBank genome assembly.